This is a messenger RNA of Sciurus carolinensis (gray squirrel), 3185 nucleotides long. RefSeq names its product DNA damage regulated autophagy modulator 1 (gene Dram1). Gene Ontology annotation, biological process: regulation of autophagy. The record is from RefSeq and is a predicted model, not a curated record. The transcript has 7 exons. Lineage: Eukaryota; Metazoa; Chordata; Mammalia; Rodentia; Sciuridae. Gene Ontology annotation, cellular component: lysosome. Bases 396 to 1112 code for a protein of 238 amino acids.
CGCACCCACCUUGCCGGGUCCGAACCAAAAGUGAAAGGAGCCUGACCGACCCUGGCAAGGCGAGUCGGGGGAGGUGGCCGCGUGUCUCCCGGUCGGCGGGGCUCAGCCGCCGCUUUGUGACUUCACUCGUUUCGCAACAAGCCCGGGCCACCCGCGCCCCACCCACCCGGCCCGGCCGCCUUGCAGCCUGCCACCUCGCUCGGCUCUUCGCGCUUCCCUCCCUCCCGGGUCUGCCCAGGCCUUCGCGGAGCCUCGGGUCCCGCCGUGCGUGGCUGUCUCAGCCGUGGCCGCCGCCUGGCGGGCAGGCAAGUGCGCGGCCGCCGCCUCCAGGCAGCCCGGAGCAACCCGGCGUCCCGCCCGGCUAAGCGCAGCGCCCUCUCGGCGGCCGCGGCGCGAUGUUGUGCUUUCUGAAGGGAAUGGCCUUCGUCCCCUUCCUCCUGGUGACCUGGUCGUCCGCCGCCUUCAUCAUCUCCUACGUGGUCGCUGUGCUCUCCGGGCACGUCAACCCCUUCCUUCCCUACAUCAGCGAUACAGGAACAACACCUCCAGAGAGUGGUAUUUUUGGAUUCAUGAUAAACUUCUCUGCAUUUCUUGGUGCAGCCACGAUGUACACAAGAUAUAAAAUAGUAGAGAAGCAAAAUCAAACCAGCUAUUUCAGCACUCCCGUUUUUAACUUGGUGUCGUUAGUUCUUGGAUUGGUGGGAUGUAUCGGAAUGGGCAUUGUAGCCAAUUUUCAGGAGUUAGCCGUGCCAGUGGUCCACGACGGGGGCGCCCUUCUGGCUUUUGUCUGCGGUGUGGUGUACACGCUCCUGCAAUCCAUCAUCUCUUACAAAUCCUGUCCGCAGUGGAACAGCCUCUUGACAUGCCACAUACGCAUGGCCAUCUCUGCCAUUUCCUGUGCAGCUGUCGUCCCCAUGAUUGCCUGUGCUUCAUUAAUUUCUAUAACCAAACUGGAGUGGAAUCCAAAAGAAAAGGAUUAUGUGUACCAUGUAGUGAGCGCAAUCUGUGAAUGGACAGUGGCCUUUGGUUUUAUUUUCUACUUCCUAACAUUCAUUCAAGAUUUUCAGAGUGUCACCUUAAGGAUAUCCACAGAACUCAAUGGUGACAUUUGAAGAAAGGAGGAUUCUGUCUCAGUGAAUGUCACAGAUGGUUUCUAGAAGUGGCGCAGAGAUGGACAGGUUUUAAUGCCACCCUGAUUGGGAUGCAUUUGCGGUACAUCCAGGACUUGAAUUUCACUAAGAUUCCUAGUAGUUGUACUAUUUGCAAAGGUAUGUUUUCCUAGAGAAUGUAGAACAUUUAUAACAUUGUAGCAAUGUUUUUAUACUUUUCUAAGUAGACACUUUUUAUAUAAACUCAUAUACAGAAAAAAUAUGAUGUUUGUUAAAGAAAAUGGACAGCUUUUAUUUUUGUAAAGUUUCUCAUGCUUUUUGUCGUUGUGUGCAAGUGUUCUAUGGAAAUACACUAAAUGAGGAAUCGAAGGUUAGUACAUUUAUUAAAAAGCAAAAUCAGUGGAUAUGCUUUUUAAGAUUUCAUUUUUAGAGAAUGAACCAUAUACAUUUUUAUCACAGGAGCAUUUAUAAAAUCCAACUUAAAAUAAUGUUCAUAUGCCCAAAUCUCAAAGAUUUAAUUAAUAAAUUAAUACUAAGAUACUCUGGGUUUUAACUGAAAAAAGCUUCUCCAGGAAGCCUUACUACCCCUCACUGUGGCCUUUAACAGAACACAGAAGUCCUAGGUUUUGACCUCUUCAGUUUCUCCAUGCUCACAGGGCUGCAACUGUCCCCUGCUGCUGGUUGGCAGUCCCCAGAGGCCAGAAUCCUAUGGGAUGGGUUCAGCAAGGCAGAUUAGAAAUUGUACAACUCUCCUUUACUAUGACUGAUGUAACUUGAAUCACUGUCUGAUUUAGAAGCUUCAACUUCAUUUUAUGCCUGUAAACCUCAAAGAGAACACAGGUCCAAGAGAGAAACAGGGAUAAAGGAAAGGAGACAAUUGAAGGAUCUGGGUACCAGAGGUGCUGUUGAUUUGCUCCUCCUAUUAAUGUCUGUGGCCCGAUGUUCCACACUAUAGGAAACGUGAGUCAGGUCCUUUGGGUUAAGCAGGACCUAGAGACUCCACCUUUUUAUCCAAAUCACCCAUGGCAACUGAAAUGCAAGUCAUUCUAGAGGAGAAGCAGCUCUUGGAAUGUUGACAAGAAGGUAUUCUCUCUUUCAAACAUCCUUGGACUACAAAGGUGUCUGGCCAAGUGGGAGCAGCCCUUGAGGGCAGAGUAGCCCAUUUGGAGGGCACUGGGGAGUAGGGAGCCCAUGGCAGCUCUCCAUGAACUCUGCUGAGCAGUCUGCCACCUCUGCCAUGAUGAACUUCGACCCCCGGAAGUGCCCUGUGAUGGGAAACUGGUAACCACUUCUGGGACCACUUAGCUUGCCAUCAUGCUGUGGAUCCCAACUGUUAACACUGGAACUGAAACAGCGACCUCCGUUCUGAAGAGAAAAAGGAGCCCACGUGCUUCUUCCGUGGAUCGUAUGGUAGAGUGAACCCAUGGUGUGCUUUGCUGUGAGCAGAAAAUUUAUCAGUACUUCUCGAGAAUCGCUGUCAUGCUUCCUCUCCACCUCUCUGCACAAUUAGAUUGAGCUGGCCUCGAGGGCAGAACAGUGGCCUUCAUCUUUACCUUUGUAACUCCAGCAUUUAACAGAGUACCUCCUGGAAUACCAUAGGUGCUUCUUAAACAGUUACUGAACAUGCAUGCGCGAAUGAGUGAAUGAGCAAAUGAAGGAAUGAGAGGUAUCUGAGGUGCUGCAUAAUGGGAUUUAUUCACUCAAGUUUACUAGUUGUUUUAAUGUAAACCAAUUGUGCCUCCCAGUGAUGUUGACUACUUUGCUUUGUGUACUGUUAACAGUUCAGUUGCUUGGGCUUCAUGAUCCUAUGACAACUCUCUUCUGGACAGUUACCACAGAAAUUGUUACAUGGGCUAGACCAAACGCUACACCUGUCUUGGCAAACUGAGAAGGCCCCAAAUCACUACAGAUAAUCACAUUCUGCUGAUUCCGUGCAACCUCUAAAGCUGGCCUUAUCCACAUUUUGGUAUUUUUUUUAAAAAAAAGAAUUUAUAAACUCACCUUUCCUUGUACCUCAUGACUUAAAGAGAAAAUAAAAAGAAAUAUUUCUUUAUUUUAGUAAUCCGUGUCUCUGUU